AUGUCCGGAUCUGGAUCUACGCUCGGAGGACUCAUCCAGACUUCCUCCCCGGCUGAAGGUGUCAGAGUCAUCACCUUCAACCGACCACAGAAACGGAAUGCUCUAUGCACUGAACUCUUGACUGAAUUCCUCACGGAGCUCUCCGCAGCCUCCAAAGAUUCUGCUGUCAAAAUCAUUGUCCUUACCGGCUCUGGCGGCUUCUUUUCGGCCGGUGCCGAUCUCCAGGAUAUCGCCGCGCUCGACGCGGCUGCUGCCCGAUCAUGUCGAUAUCUCGAGGAUCUUUGCACUGGCAUGGCGUCUGUCCGAAAGCCUCUUCUGGCAGCUGUUGAAGGACCUGCACUUGGGGGUGGGUUUGAGGUUGCUCUUAUGUGUGACAUGAUAUUCGCAUCCAAGACGCGAACCUAUUUUGCGUUGCCCGAAGUUAAACGCGGGCUCAUCCCCGGGGCCGGGGGCACCCAGCGGCUCACGGCAGCGCUCGGCAAGUUCAAGGCAAUGCGGACAAUUCUUCUGGGUAAACCCAUCACUGCCGAGGAAGGACUUUCACAUGGUCUUGUUUGCGAGCUCUUUGACGAUGGGAGUGUGCUUGAAAGUACUAUCAAAGUAGCCGCUGAACUAGCCGCCAAUGCGACCGAAGCUAUGCAGCUUGCCAAAGAGGCCAUCUGUCGUGCCGAUAGUCUUGGGCGUGAUGACGAGUUCGAGAGGACCCUCUACUACAUCACGAUGGGAACAGAGGAAAAGAUGAAGGGUGUCAAUGGAUUCCUCAAGAAAACUAAAUCCCAUUGA
Molecule: messenger RNA, 783 nt
Organism: Trichoderma virens Gv29-8
Lineage: Eukaryota; Fungi; Ascomycota; Sordariomycetes; Hypocreales; Hypocreaceae
Exons: 6
Coding region: 1-783 (260 amino acids)
Biological process (GO): fatty acid beta-oxidation
Cellular component (GO): mitochondrion
Molecular function (GO): enoyl-CoA hydratase activity
Source: RefSeq, a predicted model, not a curated record